Messenger RNA from Emericellopsis cladophorae, 1629 nucleotides. RefSeq names its product GTP-binding protein-like protein. Gene Ontology annotation, molecular function: GTP binding. The transcript has a single exon. The coding region runs from base 1 to 1629 and encodes 542 amino acids. Lineage: Eukaryota; Fungi; Ascomycota; Sordariomycetes; Hypocreales; Bionectriaceae. Gene Ontology annotation, cellular component: mitochondrion. The record is from RefSeq and is a predicted model, not a curated record.
AUGGGCAAAGUAGCAGAUCCCUUUGCGUCCAUGAUGACGAUGAGAAAGUCAGAUAAACCUGAGCCGAGAGGUAGGCAGGCAGGCAACACGAGGUCCGAAAGGGCGGCAUCAUCGACGGCCAGCGCAGACCCAUUUGCAGCCAUGGCAGCGCAGAGGAAAUCGGACAAGCCAGCCAGUCAGACGGAGAAGAACAGGAAGAACCAAGGCAGGAGAGAGAGGGCUCGCUCUAGGGGUGCCGCAGAACCUUCAAAUCGAUUCGGAUCCAGAUCAGGGACGAGCGACGCGUGGCCUGUGGCAGAUAAUCCUAGGAUGAAACCGAUGCGCAGGCCAGCACAAAUUCCAGCUACCUCUGCUGCUGCACGGGAGUCAGCAUCCCAACGUGGAGACGAUCGCCUCUCGUCGAACAACACGCCAGCAGAACCAUCCUACGAGGCACGCCUUCUUUCAGCUCUUGCUGACCCUACCAACCGGGGCUCCACCCCUGAGUCGCCCACAGAGCGCCAGGAGAAGACAGUGCCUCCCUUCAACCGUCAGACCUCUGACGAAUCCGAGGAAGAUGUCCUCUUCCCUGAAGAGGAGGACCGAGCACGCCCACCAACGACCAGCUGGCCUCGUCCUCAGAGUCAGCCGUCCGUGCCGCCAGCCCCCAAACGUCUCUUCUCCAGAACCAAGAUUGAGGGGAAUCCAAGUGUCGCCUCUCUCGCACCCAUGGAUCUGAUCACGGUUCCCGCCCCUGGAUCGCCACCGACGAAACCGCAAUCGUCGCCUCCGGUGGCCGUGCGCGGCGCCAUGGCCACGGCGGAUCGCUUCUUCCGUCAGAACUACAAGUUUCUCUUCUCCGCCUCGGAAUGGGCUGACCUUCGGCCUCAAACGCACACGCCCGAGAUAAUUGUCCUGGGCGCUUCCAAUGUGGGCAAGUCAACCUUUAUCAAUUCACUGCUGGGUCGGACCGACGUGGCCAGGACGAGCUCCAAGCCGGGCCGCACGCGCACGCUGAAUGCGUACGGUGUCGGUCAGCCCGCGGACUCCAUGGUCAACCAGGGGCUCCCCCAGGGUACCGAUCCGGCUAACCAUGGACUCGUGGUGAUGGACGCUCCCGGGUAUGGCCACGGCAGCCACGCGGCAUGGGGCGCUGUGACGCGCGAUUAUAUCAAUAAGCGGACCAUGCUCAAAGGAGCCAUCCUCUUGCUGCCUGCCGAGAAGCGGAUCUCGGAUAUGGAUCGAUGGACUAUGAACCUCCUUGCCCAGCGAGGCAUUAAGCUCAUGGUGAUCUUGACAAAGGCCGAUCGCGCUGGCAAGGAGUGGUAUGAAUACUGCCUCAACGUGGCCGCCGAGGUCCGCGCGAACAUCAACGUCAUUAAGAAUGGUUCGAAACAAGUGCACUCUUCAUGGUCUGGAGGCACUGGAUGGGUGCCAGAGAUCCAUGUCACGGCCGCAGCGUUCCCUCAUAGACGGUCGAUUGCCAAUGCACCCGGCAUGAGGGGAGUUCGCCUGGCCAUCCUCAGAGACAUGUUGGGUAUGGAUCUCGACGCCACGACGAGCAAAGUGGAGGCCAAUCCGGAAGACAUUUCGUAUGGUGGCGACACAGUCUCCUGGGAUGAUAUGCUGCGAAAGAUGCAGAAUAUGUAA